Messenger RNA from Cuscuta epithymum, 1803 nucleotides. The record is from the annotation of a GenBank genome assembly. Lineage: Eukaryota; Viridiplantae; Streptophyta; Magnoliopsida; Solanales; Convolvulaceae.
GGGUUUAGGGUGCACAAGGUAACGCCCCGCCUUGCACGGCGCACUUUAGCCGCCCCCACCUCCCCUCCCUUAGCGGUGGUCUGAUCCGUCUAGAUCUCCACAUCAGCCGCCACCCCCUCCCUUUAAACCUAACCCUAUCGCCCCAUUCAUUCAUUAUGCCACCGCCCAUCACCCACCAUCGCCGCCACCUAGCCUCUCCAACCCCUGUCAUUCGCUCGAGUUUUCCUUCUCAUCAUCCAUGGCUGCAUCUUCGUCCCCGUCCAAUCUGGAGCUCUCUACUACUCCGACCGAGAAUCCCUUUUCCAUUGUCACCGUCGCCGCCUCCUCCCGCCGCCUCCCUCCACCAUGCUGGUCCCACGAGGAGACGGUAGCCCUUAUUGACGCCUACAGAGACAAGUGGUAUUCCCUCCGACGCGGCAAUCUCCGGGCCAACCACUGGCAGGAAGUCGCUGACGAUGUCGCGGUCAGAUGCCCCAUCGAUUCGCCGAAGACCGCUGUGCAAUGCCGACACAAGAUGGAGAAGCUCAGGAAAAGGUAUCGUUCUGAGAUUCAACGCGCGGCCCCGUACGGCGGCGUUCGCUCCCAACGUUACUGCUCAUCAUGGGUCCUGUUCAAGCUUAUGGAUUCCAUGGAAAGAGGGCCCAACGCCGAUUCUCCUCCAAUGGGUGAUGAGGAAUUCGAUGAUGAUGGUGAUGAUGUCAAGCAAAACUCUGCCAAACACAUCCUCGGUGACAUAUAUAGCCCGAAUUCUUACAACAAAAGAAGCAGUUUUCAGGGCUCCAUGAGUAAUGGGGGAUCUGGUGUCCGGAUUCGAAUUCCCACAUUACCUAUGGCGAAGCCUUAUGACAAAUUUGAUGAAAUGUUGCCCCAAAAUCCUAACCCUAACACGUCCUUUGGCUCUAGUAGGAUGAUGUCUAAAGGAGAUCUCCAUGAGAAGAGGUCUGCUGGUUUUGGGAAAGAGGUAACUGGGGAGGAAGAGAUGGUGGGAGAGAAGCGGAAGGGAGACUCGAUUGCUGAGAUGGUGACUGCAAUUAAGGCAUUGGGAGAUGGAUUUCUCAAGAUAGAGAGGAUGAAAAUGGAUAUGGCCAGGGAGGUGGAGGAAAUGAGGAUGGAAAUGGAGAUGAAAAGGACUGAAAUGAUUCUUGAAUCACAACAGAGUAUUGUUGAAGCUUUUGUCAAUGCUCUCUCGGAGAGGAAUAAUAAUACGAAAAAGACUAGGAGGAUGAUGCCUUCUCCGGAACGUCAGAUGGGCCAUAGUUGAGAUUCCCCCACCCCCAUUUCGCAAAAUGAUAAGCAACUGGUAAGUAAUGAGUGACCAGCAGAUUGUUCUUACUUUGACGUUUCUGAUCCAAAAAAUCAUGGAAGUAAUGAAAUUCUGGUGCUUCUUCUUGUGUACUCGAAGUUCAAGAAGUUGAUUUCAUACAAGUAAUUGGAACUUGUCAACUUGAAUCAUUACUCGAAGUUCAAGAUGUUUAUGGACCGAUAGAAACCUGCUCAAGACAUUCCCUCGUGCGGUAUUUGGAAUGUUAUCUAUCAAUUUAGUUAAACAAAGUUUUCUGCAUCUUGGCUUUGUAAAACUUUAUUAUGCUCUAUGGGUCAUCAGUGCUUUAUGCUCUUUAAUAGCAUAUCGAGUUGUCUUAUCACCCCUUUCACCCUGACCUGGAUUUCCAUGAAUUUCUCUUUGCAUACCCCUAUUAAAUUUUGAUAACGUUGGAACUCUCCAUUGGUUCCGGUGAAUUCCCCAAUUUUUUCGGUGGCUCCGAUAUUGGUAUUGUAUAUUGAUUUUUGAAUUCAUACUGCUUU